Molecule: messenger RNA, 663 nt
Organism: Daldinia childiae
Lineage: Eukaryota; Fungi; Ascomycota; Sordariomycetes; Xylariales; Hypoxylaceae
Product: Transcription factor of morphogenesis MCM1
Exons: 3
Coding region: 1-663 (220 amino acids)
Biological process (GO): positive regulation of transcription by RNA polymerase II
Molecular function (GO): DNA-binding transcription factor activity, RNA polymerase II-specific; protein dimerization activity; RNA polymerase II cis-regulatory region sequence-specific DNA binding
Source: RefSeq, a predicted model, not a curated record
AUGGCCGACAUCACAGACCAACACGAUCAAACUUCUCCCACUGAACUUGACGAUUCCCACGUCGGCAAUGGCAAUGCCGGUCCUGCAGAAAACCGUGGCAUCAAGCGCCAACGCGCUAGUAUCGCGGACGACGACGACGAUGAUGAUGAGAAGGGAAGUCGCGAGCGUCGCAAAAUUGAGAUAAAGUUCAUUAGCGACAAGUCGCGUCGUCACAUCACCUUCUCUAAGCGCAAGGCCGGAAUAAUGAAGAAGGCAUAUGAGUUGUCUGUUCUGACGGGCACUCAAGUUCUGUUGCUUGUCGUGUCGGAGACUGGGCUUGUGUACACAUUUACCACCCCCAAGCUCCAACCGCUGGUGACCAAGGCGGAGGGAAAGAAUCUCAUUCAGGCUUGCUUGAACGCGCCCGAGCCUACCCAAGGUAACGAGAACGGUGUUGACGAUUCCAACCAAGUCGAAUCGCCUGAGGAGCCGCCCAAUUCUCACCUGCCCCCUCAGACGAGCCGACCGGGAAUGCCUUCUCAUAUGCCUCCGAACUACGUACCCAACGUGCCCAUGGACCCUCAACAAGCUAUGGCGUAUCAAAGUUACAUGCAGCAUCAACAGCGCGGGCAAUUUGGGCUAGCACAGUCUGGUAUGCCGCAGCAUACCUCACAUCAAUCGUGA